GUGUAGAUAGUAAAAAUUAUUUUUGCCACAUGGGCUGGAUCUGAAAGAGAAUAAGGGAAGGAAGGCGGCAAAGUUUCAUAAUAUUCCAAAAGAAAGACGAGGACCCCUCAUGGCUGAGAUUGAGAAUUGUUCCUCUGAACCAACAACAAUCAACCAAUUUCAGAGUCAAAUUUCGAUGAACAAUGGAAUGCAAAGUUCAGACAUGUCUGAAACCUCCUCCAAUUCUUCACGGAAAAGAAAAGGUAAAGGUAAGAAGGUAUCAUUCAAGAGACGGAACCCUAGCGUGGUUGUUCGACGUCAUAGGGCUAAUAAUGUGGACACUAUUGGCCUUCCUCUUGGAAUGUCAUUUGCAGCAGUUAUGGCUCAGGUGUUGUAUAGAAAAGAUGUAGCUGCUGAGAGUACAUCUCCAAGUCAUCUUUCAAUGAUGUGUACAUCAGCUAUCAAGGAAUCUCUUGCCAGUGUUUUUGGAGAUAAGCUAGAUGGUUUGACAAGGAACUUUGAGCAAUCUUUUAGUAGCACAUUAACUACUCUGCAAUCAGUUUAUGAAUCAUCCAAGUGCAAUGAAGGAAAUAAAUUGAAUAAUAUGAAGAUGGAAAUUCUGAGUUCUAGAUUGACUCUUGACAAAGGAGAAUGCUCAGGUGAUACUUUUAGAGAGAGUGGUCCUUCAAGACCAUAUGAUACUGAAAUCCAUCCAUCAAUAAGUCGUGAUCUUGUUGAAGAGGUCAGGGAUAACUUUCAUACUGACUCAGUCAGUCGUGAUUAUCCUGAAGAUGACAGGGGAAGGGAUAACUUUCAUGAUUCUCCUGAAGAGGGCAGCAGAGAUAAAAUUCUUAUGGAUUCAGUUAGUCGGGAUCUCGCAUUGUAUGGACAAUCAAACCAAAUGGUUUCUUUUUCUCAAAUAUCUUUUGGAUCUGUAAAUAAUCCUAUGGUUAGUAUUUUUGAGAAGUCUGUCACAGAGCAGUGUCGUUCUAAUGACCUCAAGGCACUUGAAAUUGGCCUUAAAAUGGAAGAAUUGAACAUGAAAAAGGAUGAAUUGGCUCUCAACCGUGAUUUGAAUAGUCUAAGCAGAUCGAAAUUAGCCAUGGGAGAAUCAAAGGCAUCUUUCAAGGCUGAAAAGUUUAAGACCGAGUUAGAAGAUACCAGGCAUGGUGAACUCAAAAAGAAGUGCAUAGACUGUCUUAUCACUGGUUUGCUCAUUAUGUCAUCCUCACUAUUCUAUGGUGCUUAUGUCUAUUCCUAUGAACGGAUUGCUGAAGCUACUGAAUCAUGUACACCGUCAACCCAGGAAUCUUCCUACUGGUGGACUCCCAAGUCAGUGACCUCAUUCAAUUCAAAGUUUCAUAUUUUGUGGUGCCAGGUUCAAGUUAUGAGCCGAAUGGUGUUUGGUGUCUUGAUGAUUUUUGCAGUUGCAUAUUUGCUCUUGCAGCGAUCAACAACAUCAUCAUCACAGACUAUGCCUGUUACUUUCAUCCUUUUAAUGUUGGGAAUUGGUUGUGGCUAUUGUGGCAAGCUGUGUGUGGAGACACUAGGUGGUAGUGGUAAUGUGUGGCUCUUAUACUGGGAGAUCCUAUGCUUGCUUCAUUUCUUUUCCCUAUGCUGGACCCCUGCAUUGUUCCAAAUCCUUCAUGGACCAGUCACUGCAUGGCAAACAACGCAUAAAAAAACAAUUUUUCAGUAUUGGAUUCGCAGAGUUCUCUUCUAUACCAUCUUGCUAGUGUUUCUACCACUGUUCUGUGGUCUCAUGCCAUUUGCUACCCUAGGUCAAUGGAAAGACCAUUUUACAUUGAAGGGGUCAGAUUUUAACGGAUCGGAAUGGUAAAGCACUGUUUGGUCGUGGAUUUAAGACUGUUCAUGAGUUCUUACUGAGGGAGAUGUAAUUUUUUGGAGGUAUAAAUUUAUGUAGAAUGAUGUAAAUGUAUGACAGUUAAUUAUCAUUUUUUUGUAACAAUUAUUUUAAAGUUGUAAACAGAAUGUUACAUUUUAUAAUUUCAUGGUUGGAGUCAAAUUUCUUGGAAUUUAGAUUGGGAA
Messenger RNA from Vigna unguiculata (cowpea), 2028 nucleotides. It is a transcript of the gene CPR5, whose product is annotated as CPR5 protein. Gene Ontology annotation, biological process: defense response; trichome morphogenesis; leaf senescence. The record is from RefSeq and is a predicted model, not a curated record. NCBI's taxonomy places the organism in Eukaryota, Viridiplantae, Streptophyta, Magnoliopsida, Fabales, Fabaceae.